Messenger RNA from Rangifer tarandus platyrhynchus (Svalbard reindeer), 1221 nucleotides. The record is from the annotation of a GenBank genome assembly. NCBI's taxonomy places the organism in Eukaryota, Metazoa, Chordata, Mammalia, Artiodactyla, Cervidae.
AUGGCGGCAGCCGUGCGACAGGAUUUGGCCCAGCUCAUGAAUUCGAGCGGCUCUCAUAAAGAUCUGGCGGGCAAGUAUCGUCAGAUCCUGGAAAAAGCCAUUCAGUUAUCUGGGGCAGAACAACUAGAAGCUUUGAAAGCUUUUGUGGAAUCAAUGGUAAAUGAGAAUGUCAGCCUCGUGAUCUCUCGCCAGUUGCUGACUGAUUUCUGCACCCAUCUCCCUAACCUGCCUGAUAGCACAGCCAAAGAAAUCUAUCAUUUCACCUUGGAAAAGAUCCAGCCUAGAGUCAUUUCAUUUGAGGAGCAGGUUGCUUCCAUAAGACAGCAUCUUGCAUCCAUAUAUGAAAAAGAAGAAGAUUGGAGAAAUGCAGCCCAAGUGUUGGUGGGAAUUCCUUUGGAAACAGGACAAAAACAGUACAAUGUUGAUUAUAAACUGGAGACCUAUCUGAAGAUUGCUCGGCUAUAUCUGGAGGACGAUGAUCCAGUCCAGGCAGAGGCUUACAUAAAUCGGGCAUCGUUGCUCCAGAAUGAAUCAACCAAUGAACAGUUACAGAUACAUUAUAAGGUAUGCUAUGCACGUGUUCUUGAUUAUAGAAGAAAAUUCAUUGAAGCUGCACAGAGGUACAAUGAACUCUCUUACAAGACAAUAGUGCAUGAAAGUGAAAGACUAGAGGCCUUAAAACAUGCUCUGCACUGUACCAUCUUAGCGUCAGCAGGACAGCAGCGUUCUCGGAUGCUAGCUACUCUUUUUAAGGAUGAAAGGUGCCAGCAGCUUGCUGCUUACGGAAUCCUAGAGAAAAUGUACCUAGAUAGGAUCAUCAGGGGAAAUCAACUUCAAGAAUUCGCUGCCAUGCUGAUGCCUCACCAGAAAGCAACUACAGCUGAUGGUUCUAGCAUCUUGGACAGAGCUGUUAUUGAACACAAUUUAUUGUCUGCAAGCAAAUUAUAUAACAAUAUUACCUUUGAAGAACUUGGAGCCCUUUUAGAGAUUCCUGCAGCUAAGGCAGAAAAGAUAGCAUCGCAAAUGAUCACAGAAGGACGUAUGAAUGGAUUUAUUGAUCAGAUUGAUGGAAUAGUUCAUUUUGAAACACGAGAAGCCCUGCCAACAUGGGACAAACAGAUCCAGUCACUCUGUUUCCAGGUGAAUAACCUGUUGGAGAAAAUCAGUCAGACAGCACCAGAAUGGACAGCACAAGCCAUGGAGGCCCAGAUGGCGCAGUGA